Ustilaginoidea virens is the source of this 558-nucleotide messenger RNA. RefSeq lists its product as uncharacterized. NCBI's taxonomy places the organism in Eukaryota, Fungi, Ascomycota, Sordariomycetes, Hypocreales, Clavicipitaceae. The record is from RefSeq and is a predicted model, not a curated record. The coding region runs from base 1 to 558 and encodes 185 amino acids. The transcript has 2 exons. Gene Ontology annotation, molecular function: catalytic activity.
AUGGCGGCCAACGGCAGGACGAUACACUUUGGCCCGUUUGAGGUCACAAAGCAGGUCUUCCUCACGACGGAGCACUCGUUUGCCCUGGUCAACCUCAAGCCGCUGGUGCCCGGGCACGUCCUCGUGUGUCCGCUGAGGCAGCACCUGCGCCUGACCGACCUGUCUCGCGCCGAGACGGCAGACCUCUUCGGCGCGGUGCAGCUGACGCAGCGCAUGCUGGCCACGAGGUAUUUCCCCAGGCCCGGCGACUUGCUCUCGGGGAGCUUCACCGUCGCCGUGCAGGACGGUCCGCAGUCGGGGCAGACGGUUCCGCACCUGCACGUCCACGUUAUCCCUCGGCAGGAGGGAGAUGUCGGCGGCCAGCCCGACGCCAUCUACGCCCGGAUGGCGAGCGAGGACGGGAACGUGGGAGGCGCGCUGUGGGACCGAGACCGUCGGCCCGUUCCGGGGGGCGGGAUGCCGCGCAUCGAGGAUGCCCUGCGGAGGGCUAGGACCCGGGAGGAGAUGGAAAGGGAGGCGGAGCAGUACAUGCGCAUUCUUGGAGAAAUGGGGGCAUGA